Chiloscyllium plagiosum (whitespotted bambooshark) is the source of this 2774-nucleotide messenger RNA. RefSeq names its product ras-related protein Rab-3C. The record is from RefSeq and is a predicted model, not a curated record. Lineage: Eukaryota; Metazoa; Chordata; Chondrichthyes; Orectolobiformes; Hemiscylliidae. Gene Ontology annotation, molecular function: GTPase activity; GTP binding.
UGAUAUAUGUUUGUCUAGUGUAUUUUAAUAUAUGGGAAUAUUACAUUUACUAAAUUAUUUGUGUAUCACACGGGAAUGCCUGGCUGAUCUUCCACCCAUAGAUCAGCUCCGAUUUCUAGAAUGCUUUGAUCCACAUAGAUUGAGUGGGUUGUCAUAUAGGUUGUCCCACCCCAGCCUCUUCGUAGCCAUAAAAGGUUAAUGAAAAAAACCUGCGGUCAUUAAAAAAGUACAAGAUAAAUCAGCAGAAAUAGGUGAUCACAUUUUUUUUCAACAAUUCUUUUUUUCUUGAAAAGUCUUAGAACAGUACCGAGUGCUACCUUCUGUUCCCUUGUAAAUAAAUAUAUAAUUACAACGGAUGCAAACAGUCGACAGUUGCGUGUUGUCCAGAACAGCAGCAUAACACGCGGAUCCCGAGUCUCUGUUUGCCUUCCCUGUAGUUCAGAUUAUAUUGCUGCUCGAUGUUGAGGGGUUACACACGAAAAGCAACUGAGGACUGAAAUGUGAAUCUGUGGACACAUUUCUCUCCAACUUGCCAACCGGAGACGAUAGCAUCGACAUUGUUCUUUCCUUGAUCGUUCGACCAUCCUUAUCCACGUUUUUGAACUUGUGAGAAUAAAUGGAGCUUUAUGGAAAGAUGGCAUCUACACAAGAUUCUCGAUAUGGCCAGAAAGAAACAGCUGACCAGAACUUUGACUACAUGUUCAAAUUACUGAUCAUUGGCAAUAGUAGUGUUGGGAAGACCUCAUUUCUUUUCCGCUAUGCUGAUGAUUCCUUUACAUCUGCCUUUGUGAGCACUGUGGGCAUUGACUUCAAAGUAAAGACGGUUUACCGGAAUGAAAAGAGGAUUAAGUUGCAAAUUUGGGACACAGCUGGGCAGGAACGUUACAGGACAAUCACCACGGCUUAUUACCGUGGUGCUAUGGGAUUUAUCCUAAUGUAUGACAUCACAAAUGAAGAAUCCUUCAAUGCCGUACAGGACUGGUCAACCCAAAUCAAGACAUACUCCUGGGAUAAUGCACAGGUUAUUCUGGUUGGCAAUAAAUGUGACAUGGAAGAUGAAAGGAUAGUAUCUAUGGAGAGAGGGAAGCAGUUGGCAGAUCAACUUGGCUUUGAAUUUUUCGAAACCAGUGCCAAGGAUAACAUUAAUGUAAAGCAAACAUUUGAACGUCUUGUUGACAUAAUCUGUGAGAAGAUGUCGGAAAGCUUGGACACAGACCCUACUGUUGCUGCAGGGAAACAAAACACAAAACUCACAGAGAAUCCUCCUCCACAGCAACAAAACUGCGGAUGUUAGUGACUUAAUCAUAGACAUAUGAAGAAAUCAAAUUGUGUCUAUAUUGCAAAGAUUAGUCCUUAGUUAUUAGUCCAUGAAAAUGUUACUGUGUGGCCUCUAUAUAAUAUUAAACAAACCAAUCUAUAUUUAUUUUUUGCUAGUCUGUGCACAGCACUGUUUCCCAAGACCUCUUGCAUUAAAACUGACACUUAGCCAACCUUUAUUUAUAUUGGUAUUGGUUCUGCAAUUUUCCGUAGAUUCAAGGUUUAUGUGACUAUUAAGAGGAACAGUGGGUUCCUAAAUUCAGUGUACUAUAUUUCUAAAUUUCUUAGGUCUCCCUGCUUACUAGAUUCAUGUGGCCUUCCGAGCAUUCCCUCAAUGAUAAAUUAAUAAUAAACACCUUAUCCUCAGUCUGCACAAAACUGUGAAUUCAGUAAUGAGAUGUAUGUAUUUAACUUACUUGAAAUUAGUUUGAAUAUUUGAAUGAAUAUCCUGUGUGUAGUAGUAAAUGUUUAUCCAUCAUUUAUAGGAGAAAUUAUCAACCCUUGAUCCAUGAUACGUAUUUGAGAAAAAGAAGCUUUGCAAGAUAUUUGCAAGCAGCCUCAGAUGACAGUUAACUAUCACAUUCAUGUCAAUGUGAAUAUGUUGCCUAUUUGUAUUGAUGCAGCCAAUACAAUGUGUUAAGUGCAGAAUCAGGUCCUGAUUUUCAGAGCCAUGUCCAGUAAGCCAUUUCACAAAUCAAAGAGUGAGAUACAUAUGAAACAGUGUUCAAAGAUGGUCAGCCAAUCCACUGGAUCUCGAGGAUACUUGAAAGACUUGAAACUGAGUUGCUAAAAUGUUAUGAGGAAACAGAUGUUACUGACACACUGUCAUAAUAUUAAGUAUUAUGCACCUGAGUAUACAUUUCCAGUGUCCUGUCCUAGAUACAGUAUAAGUUAGACAGUUGGCACCUACAAUGUAACUUUGGUUUUGGUAAGUGUAGUUUCCAAUCCCCAGCUACCUGUUUCAAACCAGCCUCAUUUGUAAUUUACUGCUGUCAGAAUUAGGUUUCUUGUCACACAUACAUGAAUAUGGUGAAAAAUUUACAAAGUUGCCACUUAUGGUGCCAUCUUAAGUGCAAAGUUACCCAGGUACAGAUUCCUAAGAAUAAAUUAGAAAGCUAAAGAAAUAAGAAGUCCAGCAUUAAGGAUCUUCCAAGCAGAGGAGGCGAAGGGGAUGAGUCUGUGCUGGCCUCCUGUUCAGGUUGGCCUCACCUCCAGUCCAGGCCAGACAUCAUGUCCAGUCCAGGCUGGGCCUCAUCUCCAGUCCAAGCUGAGCUGAGCUUCCAAUCCAGGCCAGCCCUCAACUCCAGACCAGGCCAGGCUUCACCUCAAGGCUCUUGAGGCCAGAAGCCUGUACUGGCUUCACCUCAAAGCCAGGAGUCCGCGCUGAGACCAGGAGUCCGCGCUGAGACCAGGAGUCUGCGCUGAGGCCAGGAGUCCGCGCUGAGGCUAGGAGUCCG